Molecule: messenger RNA, 3773 nt
Organism: Brienomyrus brachyistius
Lineage: Eukaryota; Metazoa; Chordata; Actinopteri; Osteoglossiformes; Mormyridae
Product: beta-3 adrenergic receptor
Exons: 3
Coding region: 893-2578 (561 amino acids)
Biological process (GO): G protein-coupled receptor signaling pathway
Cellular component (GO): membrane
Molecular function (GO): G protein-coupled receptor activity
Source: RefSeq, a predicted model, not a curated record
CUCCUACGUGUCACUGCGGGUAAUUCGCCAUUUUCCACUGAUACAGAUUUCUGGCCUAAAAAUCAUAAUAUCCUGUUAAUUUACCCAGAGCUGUAUUACAUUAUCUCUUUUAUUAUAUUGGUGCUAUCAGGGGGCAUACAAUAAAAAAAUACUCAUUUGUGGCAGUUUAAACCUACGCUGAUCCUGCUGCAGUUCCCGGCUUUUCAGGGAAGACGGUAUGUUUUGAAUUGUAACCGGUGAGAGUGUAAUGUGCGCCAGUUAUUCAUUUCUACCCUAUCAUCCCGUUGACCAAACAAUUUUGGAAAGGAUAUCAUUGUUUAAAUAGGCAAUGUGCGCUUCAUCAAUGUCAUUAUCUUUGUCGGCACCGACAAUCGCAGAAGUCAAAUAUUUUAUUCUGUGGUUGUUAUUUGUAUUGUUCUUUUCACUUAGAAAAAAAGAGCGAAACGUAUUUGAUUUUCCGUUCUUGUAACGAAAAGAACUCCUCGAACCCCCUUUUACCGAUUUGCCGGUAAGGCUUUGUGAGGCAAGGUGGGGCCGGGUGAUGGUGAACCGCUGGGAUGUGAACGGGUCGCCAGGUUAGAACACCGGCACGGAGGGAGGUGGGGAAAGGAGAAAUGAUCGGAGGGGAGGAGGCGGCCGCUCGCAAUGUUUAUUUGGGUGAUGUAAGUGAAAGAACAUCGGUGCGUCAGUAAUAUAGCAGCAGUUUUAAUCACCGUUUUUUGUGCCAUUCCUUGCUCCGCGGCACUUGUGCAGUCUUUUACCAUGUUGAAAACUACUUUGCUCUCAUGGCAAUUUCAUGCGCGGGGAAUCGACAACUUCACCUGCGUUUGGUGCAUAAUUGCUACUGUUUGGGGCAUCUAGCAGGCGGGCGCCUAGACUGCAUCCAGCUCAGAUGGACAUGCCAGCCAGCUGGACUGCAGGCUCUUAUUUCCUUGGCGAUAUGCGUAUUUCGUUCCCGAACUCAACGAGGAGCCGGCCGACUGCGUCCUCCAAAACCAGCCUGUUCAUGGAGGUGCUGAUGGUGCUCAUGUGCCUCGGCGCUGUCACUGGUAACAUUCUUGUCAUCGUGAUCGUGGCUGCCACCAAGACCUUCCACUCGGUAACAUCGGUGCUUAUAAUUAACCUCGCUAUCAGCGACUUCCUCGUUGGCAUUGGCGUCAUGCCCUUUGUGGCGGUGUCUGUUAUGAACAGCGGCUGGGUCAACUGUACCGACCUGUGUCUGUACGUGGGGUACACCUCUUCCGUUUACUGUACGGCUUCGGUGCUCACGUUGGCCGCCAUCGCCCUCGACCGAUACUACUCCAUCGUGGACUGCCUGAGGUACAGCUCGAAGUGCACCGUCUGGCGGACGGGCUCCGCGGUGGUGUGGAUCUGGCUGCAGGCUAUGCUCACCAGCUGCCCGCCCCUACUUGGCUGGAGCAGCGUGGAUUAUGUGGCCCCCAUGUACAGCUGUGCCGUCAACUGGUCCAGCAGUCCUAGUUACACUACCUUCAUGGCCGCCCUCUCCUUCCUGGUGCCGGCCGGCGUCAUCCUCUUCUGCUACGUGAAGAUUGUCAAGGUCGCCCGCUGCCACGCUCGCAGGAUCCACGACCUGGAAGACCACCUACAGCGCAGCUGCAGGCUCCGGGCCCCGCCAUGCCCCACGGACCCAUGCCAGGAGGCCCCCAGCACCUCCCGGCUGGUAUACUACUUGAGUGGACGGUUCGUCUCCGAGGCCCCUGUGGAUGCAAGUGCUUUGGGGGCAGGUCUUCCAAAUGGUGCCGCUGGUCCCCAGUCCUGCCCCGGCACCUCCAGCCAAUCAGGGGGACGCCGCUUGCCGUCCCUCCUUGCGCACCUCCAGAGCAGCAGCCAGCAUCAGCACCAUAGCUCCAACCCCCACCAUGGGAUUGUGCGUCUCCUGCUGGUCAUUUCUGCUUUCCUUCUCUGCUGGACACCCUACAUCGGAGUAGCACUUGUGCAGGCCAUAGAGACCGCCCUGUCCCGCCGCACUAGCCUGGUCCCUCCUUCAGCAGUCACCUUCUCCUAUUGGCUGGUCCUGUUCAACUCCGACAUUAACCCUCUGCUGUAUGCACUGCUCAGCCAGCGCUUUCAGGGGGCGCUCAGGAGUCUCAGGCGCAAGCUGCGAGCCAGCCUAGGUGGUACUGUUUUGAGUGGAGGUGGAAGACAUGCUGGGAUGGAAGAAGGGCUUGACUGUCGAGCACCAUGUACCUUAACGAUCCCGCAUUUCCGGUCUCAACAGAGUCACCAAAGUGCCGCUACAGAAAGGACAACCUGCCGUUCCUCCGUUUUCUCUCUGGAGUCUGACAUCCCUAAUGCUUACAGAGAACACUUGGGGAACAUCUUCUUGCCACACAGCUCUUCUUCAUCUUGCUGUUCCUCCUCCUCCUCCUCCUCCCCCCCUUGCUCUGCAUGGCAGGACAGCAAUGGAGAGUGUGCCUGUCGGAAAAUUGAGCGGCUGCAGGUGCCCUCCCAUCCACAAGAGGGAAACAGACUGCCCUCGUCAGUGGCUACAAUGGAUAGGCAGGCGACAUUCUUUUACGGGGAAAUCACUGUGAGGGUGGAGCAUGACGUGUGCUGAGAAAUCCUUUGAGCUACAGACAGCAUGAGCUCAGAAUCUUUGUAGGUAGAAUAUGUAUAUUAUGCUUUAACAAGCAUAUGUUAGUUUGUCAUUUUCUAGUACUUUUUUCGUGUGGUAAACCAUGAAAUGGGGUUUGAUUAGUGACAAUCCUUGGAAAACAGUACACGAUUCAACAGGUUUUUUUCCCCAUCAUAAAGGCAUCAGAUGCAUUGCGAUUGGGUAAUCACCUUGCCGUAAAACACCAGUACCAAUAUAACACUGUCAAUAAGCUGCCCAUGAAGUUAAAUAACUGUGUGGGGAGCUGAGACCUUUUCACACUUAAUAGUUUCAAUACUGACUUUUAGAUACUAGACUUCUUCCUGUGGCCCUGGACUACUCUGUUCAGAACCUGAUCUUUCCUCGUGUAUUACUGUCUCAUUUGCCUCAUUUUUGAGGUGAUUAAAAACGUAGGGAGUACUAGCAGGCUUGGGGAGUAACGGAAUGCAGUUAGUGCGCUAUGUAAUCUGGAUACAAAAAUAAAUGACUAUUCCAUUACAGGUACUGAGAUAAACAGCGCCUCUCAUCAUACAUGACCUCUCACGAGAUUUGUUGCCGUCCCUCUUGUAAUCAGUCUCUCGAACCUGCGGCGUAAGUCCCCCCUACCUGCGGCUGGCUCCAGGUUCCAGGCUGCAGACGUACCCUUCUCCAUUACUGCUCUUUUUUCCUGAUUUUUUUUUUCCACGCUCCAUUUUAGGAGAGCUACGCUGCUGUACCAGAUUGAUACCCAUAAAAAAAAAAACUUUUAAAUGAAGCUAGACAGGCACACAGGCCACCAGCAUUUCAGUAGUACUUACUACAAAUUAACAAAAUAGUGUGCAGUACUUCAGUUUCAUUGGUAGGAAAUCACAUGAAUUCAGCUUUAUUUAUAGUCCCAAAUCACAUGGACAACACACAUAAUGCUGUCUGUUGUUAAAUCCUCACGUAGGAUAAGAUAAUUUCCUCAUUGCUGUUAUUAAGGGUCCAAAGUACGUAGUGUUAUGGAACACGAUUGUUUUUGUUAGAAUUCUUCUUCUAUUUCUUAUUUUUGUUGUCUUGUUCAUAUUCCAGCUUUUACCUCAACGGCGUUCCAUAAUAAUGUGUAUAUGUAUAAUUUAUUAUAUUUAUUUAUAUAUUAACACGUUCCGUUGCAUAAUAAAUAAUGAUCUUUUCAACAUUU